AUGGUAAGAAGGAAGAAGCACAAUGUAAUGGUAGCAACAGGAAGAGCAGUAAUCAGCGUGAAGAAGAGCCUCAAAAGAGAACAAAUAGUAAAUUAUCUGCUGUUUUUUUCUUCAUGGCUUCUGCAGCGUGGAAAUCAGAAGUUCUCCAAAUAUGCCAUUGCAAUAAUUGCUGUCGUGUGGUUCAGUACUGCUGUUUGUUUUUUCAUAGCAUUACGUAGCCAGUCUUGGCUUUGGCUAAUCUCCAUCUUCAACUCAAUUCAAGUAUGUAUGACAGUCAUCAAAUAUUUCCCCCAGGCAUUCAUGAACUUCUUGAGAAAGAGCACUGAUGGAUUUAGCAUUGGGGGUGUUCUCCUUGAUUUUUCUGGAGGGGUCUUUAAUUAUUCACAAAUGGCUGUGCAGUCUAUAGAUCAAGGUUCCUGGGUGAACUUCUAUGGGAACAUUGGGAAAGUACUUAUAUCCUUGGUAACAAUAUUCUAUGAUUCUAUUUUGAUGUUACAACAUUAUGUACUAUAUCCUGAAAAGAAAGGGACUUCUAAAAAUUCUGAAGAAAUCAAGUAACCACUAACUUGUGGAAAUCUAGUAGAUCAACAAAUCAAAGAUUCAUUCAAUUCUUCUAAUCAGCCUCCAGCAGAAGU
Messenger RNA from Gastrolobium bilobum, 635 nucleotides. RefSeq names its product cystinosin homolog. The transcript is spliced from 6 exons. NCBI's taxonomy places the organism in Eukaryota, Viridiplantae, Streptophyta, Magnoliopsida, Fabales, Fabaceae. Gene Ontology annotation, biological process: L-cystine transport. Gene Ontology annotation, molecular function: L-cystine transmembrane transporter activity. Bases 1 to 558 code for a protein of 185 amino acids. Gene Ontology annotation, cellular component: vacuolar membrane. The record is from RefSeq and is a predicted model, not a curated record.